Messenger RNA from Oreochromis niloticus (Nile tilapia), 3051 nucleotides. RefSeq lists its product as uncharacterized. Bases 818 to 1843 code for a protein of 341 amino acids. The record is from RefSeq and is a predicted model, not a curated record. The transcript is spliced from 4 exons. Lineage: Eukaryota; Metazoa; Chordata; Actinopteri; Cichliformes; Cichlidae.
CUUCCGGUAUGGUUAAACCAUGGCGACGUUCUACACUCGCUGCCUACAAGAGCUCCCAAAAUUGAACAUCACUGAUGUUCAUCGGAUUUGCAGAGUGACGACUACCCCAGCCAGCAAAUUGGAUAAAGGAUUUAAGUUAUAUGCUGCAUCAUAUAUACACAACUACGAAGGUAAGAAAACGUAAAUUAACCGACAAAGAAACGUUAGCUAACGUCAAAUGCAAACACUACGUUACUCCGCUAUGUCCUUCAUUUGAUGUCAAUUCUCUACAUUACAUGUUUUCUUAAACGGUGUUUUAUGUCGUCCGAAACUAUAGUUGAGGUUUUCUUAACUAAUGUCGCUUUUGUUGUUAGACACUGUUAUAAUAGCGUUAGGUAGUUGGCUAACUAAGGAGGUAGUUAACUACCUAAUGCUACUCUUGCUAAGUGUAAAGUAUAUAUGUUUAAGACGUGCUGACAUGAGUAAUACAGAAAUAAUGCUAAUGGUACUUGUAUCUUUAUUCAGUGUCCAAUAAAGACAGGUUGUCAGGGGAGGUCGGUGUGAGAGCCCUGUGCUACAGGUCAAUGAGGAAGAGUGAGGCACCACACAGACUAAGUAUUAAGCUUCUGGAUUCAUCGCCGGUGGUACUGACACAUAGCCAGUGCUCCUGUGUGGCAGGCGCUGUUAUGUGCAAUCACACUGUGGCACUGCUCUUCCAAACAGCACAAUACUCACAACUCAGAGUGCCGGUUGUCCCCCUGUGCAUAGCUGCACGGAAUCUGAACAGCAAUGGCACAAGCCACGGACAGUGGGUGUGAAGCCAGGACCCAUCAACUCUAUGAUCUUCACUAAGCCGGUACCAAAUAGGAUGGCCCAGACUGGAGUACGGAGUGGCUUCUACAGAGGCAUGGUGGGUCCGUUACCAGAUCCCUGCUUGUUCAGAAUAACGGAGGCAUAUGCAAAAUUUAAUAUUGAGGACAGGCCACUUGUGACCACAAUGAACAUGAGACCUGACAAGCCCCUUGUGGAAAGUGCUUUUGGGCUGGUGCAGGAGGGCAGUGUUCUGUCAUAUCAGCAGCCGGUUUUGACAACCCGGUACAUCACACUACACCGUGAUGCACCACCAACACCGCACUUGCCUCUGGAGGGGUAUGACAUCUUGCCAUCAGAUUGUGUGUUUGUGUGCUCAGAAGAAGAGCUUCUGCAUCUGAAAAGCUUGUCUGUAACUCUGGAAAUGGCUCACAAAAUAGAGGAAGCUACACGUGAGCAAAGCUCUUCAUCUGAGUGGCAUCAGCUCCGCAGGCCCAGAGUGACUGCCUCUAGGUUUCGGGAGGUGUGUCACGUCAGAGGCCAGAGCUCGGCAGAGUCACUAGCAGAGCGUAUAUUGAAGGGAACAAGGCAGACAGCAGACAUGAGGAGAGGAACUGAGAUGGAGCCUGCAAUAGCAGCAGAGUAUAGUAGGCUAAUGAAUGUUAACUACUCACCCUGUGGUCUGGUCAUUCACCCCAUUGCCCCCUGGCUUGCUGCAUCUCCUGAUGGUGUUGUUUUUGACCCCAAUGAAUACCCCCAGUUUGGCCUUGUCGAAUUCAAAUGUCCCAAUGUACAAAACUUUAUUGACUGCAAAUAUGUGCAGAUGGAAUGUGGUACCCCUAAACUAAAAAAGAGCCACGCAUAUUACUGGCAAGUGCAAGGACAACUGCUCAUCAGUGGGAUGCAGUGGUGUGACUUUGUUGUGUGGGCACAAGAGGACUACCUAGUGCAAAGAAUAUACAUGGAUACAGAUGUGCACAAUGCAAUCAGAGAAAAGGCUGACUAUUUCUUUUUUUACAUAUAUAUGCCAAAAUACCUGUGUUUGGAAAAAUGAACAGUGAAAACAUAGCAAAAAGGAAAACAGAUUCUUCAGGCUGGCUGGAACAAAAUAACUGAUGUUUUAUUUGCAAUGUAUUUCAUGAAUUAUUUUGUUGUUACUUGUUGUUACAUGUUACUUUUAUGUGAAAUCAAUAAACUGUUAUUUAAGCAAUGGCAUCAAUUUCAUUUUUUAAAAACACACAUUAAAACAUUGAAUUUGUGCUGAACUUAUUUACAUGGUAAGUAUUUAAAAAUCCAUGCCUAGCAUACUGACAUACAUUUAGACAAUAACACAACUGAAUGAAGAAAAUGACAAAUGGUAUUUUGGAUGUUACAAAAGCACAAUGUCACUUAUGAUUUUAAAACGAUUUAGUGAUUUACUUUAUAAUUUUGAUAAACAAUUUUGUUGAAUAUGAAUAGUAAUAUAGUAGUAUAAUUAAACAGUAUUAUUAACAUUCAACAUUUGCAAUGAAUUAGAAUUAUCAAUAACUGGAACUCAACUAUCAGCACUCAAGUACCAGUUCUGUAAUCAAGUUUUGUCAAGGAAGAAAUGCAACUGUAGUGGCCUCAGCUGCAGGUCAUUUUCCAUAAGUUACUUGUACUGGCACUGGUGUCUUGGGAAAAGUCCAUCUUGUCUCACUUAACCCAUUUUUUAACUAAUGCUGUGUUCUGGUAAUUUGACAGCAUACAUGCUACUGCAAACAGUUGGUUGAUAUUGUAAACAUGUGACAUGGUAAUGAUGCUAUCAAAAAGUUUGUUCUGUUUUAUCCUCCUAAUGACUCGCUCCACAUGUACCCUGAGUCUGGCUAUGGCCUGCGUCUCCUUAACCUGGUAUGCUGGCAUCUGCUUCUGCUUAGAUAGAAAAGGUGGGCAGUACACUUUGCAUUUACAACAAUCGGUGAUUAGGAAGCCCUUAUCUACCAUCACUGCCAUGUCUUCAGUCAACUUCUCAGCAAUGCCUGAUUGUUUGAAUAGUUCCUUGUCACUAACCGAACCAGCAUACAGAUUAGAGAUGAAUGUCACUGGACCAUGUGGAGCUAUGCCAACCAGGGCUUUCAUCGUACAGUGGGAUUUGUACGAAGAGUACAUUUCACUUUGGAGAAGUGGUGAGGAUGGUGUCUGACACCUCAGCUCUGUACAGUCAAGGAUCAUCUGGGUGUCUGAGAAAUCUUUGAAUUCCUCAGGGAGGUAAGCUUGCACUUCUUCACGUGUAAGCCAGAUGCA